Amaranthus tricolor (Joseph's coat) is the source of this 1923-nucleotide messenger RNA. Its product is annotated as plastoglobule-localized metallopeptidase 48, chloroplastic. The transcript has 9 exons. NCBI's taxonomy places the organism in Eukaryota, Viridiplantae, Streptophyta, Magnoliopsida, Caryophyllales, Amaranthaceae. The record is from RefSeq and is a predicted model, not a curated record. Gene Ontology annotation, cellular component: endoplasmic reticulum membrane. The coding region runs from base 143 to 1144 and encodes 333 amino acids. Gene Ontology annotation, molecular function: metalloendopeptidase activity. Gene Ontology annotation, biological process: CAAX-box protein processing.
AGAAAACGAAAUCGCGGCAAAUCAUAACCAUAAACAAACACAAAAACAAAUGGAGUAACAACCUCCUACGCUUCUCUUUCGCACUCCCUCUUUAUCCCUCUUAGCAAUUUCAAUUUUUCUUCUACGAAAACCCCAAUCGUUAAUGGCGGCUUCUCUCUCUCUAUCCUCAAUUUCGAUUUCUUCUCAUCCUGGUAUCCACUCUUUCGUCCUAAAUUCAAACCCUAAUUUCGUUAAUUUCAGAUUUCCGUCAGCUAUUCGGAACUGCAAACUUCAUGUUUCAGUUUGCAGAGCAUCAGCAGCUUCAUCGACUGUUGUUUUCCGUAAUCUCGAUGCCGAUGAUUUCAGACAUCCUCUUGAUCGUCAAAAUACGCUGAUUUUGAGAGCAAUUCCUGGAUUAGAUGAAAUCGGCAAGAUUAUAUUAGGAUCCAUGACGGAGCAGGUCAUGUUUCUUGAGAACAUAGGCACUUCAUUGCUUGUUUCCAAUAAUCAGCUGCCUGAACUGCACCAGUUGAUCAUUGAUGCUGCUGCAAUAUUGAAUCUUGAGCCUCCUGAUUUGUAUGUUCGUCAGAGCCCUGUACCAAAUGCAUAUACUCUGGCCAUCAGCGGCAAAAGGCCGUUUGUAGUCGUCCACACAAGUCUUAUUGAGCUUUUGUCUCGUAAAGAGUUGCAGGCUGUCAUAGCCCACGAGUUGGGUCAUUUGAAAUGUGACCAUGGCGUAUGGCUGACAUAUGCAAAUAUUCUCGCUCUUGGGGCAUACACCAUACCUGGAAUUGGUGGACUCAUUGCUAGUAGCAUAGAAGAGCAGUUAUUACGUUGGCUCCGAGCAGCAGAGCUGACUUGUGAUCGUGCAGCCCUUCUUGUUGCUCAGGAUCCCAAGGUUGUCAUAUCGGUCCUGAUGAAAUUAUCUGGGGGCUGCCCUUCCUUGGCGGACCAACUAAAUGUAGAUGCAUUUUUGGAGCAAGCACGUUCUUAUGAUAAAGCUUCUUCAAACCCAAUGGGAUGGUAUAUAAGGAAUGCUCAAACAAGGCAAUUGUCUCACCCUCUUCCAGUGCUACGUGCUCGUGAGAUUGAUGAGUGGUCAAGAAGUCGAGAAUAUAAUUUUCUUUUGCAGCGUGGGAUGCCGAUGAACACCCUGUCUGCUUAAGGUUUACGCUCCGGUGCAGAUCAAAUAUUUGAAUAUUAUGUGGUAUUGCGGAUGCACAAGCUAUUGUUGUCGGCUGUCAGUCAAAGGUAAGUCAUCUCUCGGGAAAUAUAGGAGAACACAUGGGUGUGAUGGAGAACCUUCAUUUGAUAAGUCUUUCUUUUGCACCUUUUUACUGUAUAAUCACACAAAGUCGUGUACGUUUUGGUUAUUUUAUACAACUGUAGAAGGCUUGUUCAUGUAAAUAUCUAAGACAACUGAUACAAUGAAGCAGCAAAUGUAUUUUUCUAACCGUAAAUCUGGGAUUACCGAUUGAAGGUCUGAAAACAUGUUUCUCAAUCUGUCGGGUUCAUGAUGCUUACUGGUUAUGGUUCUCAUUAUGACUUGUGCUUUUGAGUUUCUCUUAUCUGCGUUUCAGAAAAUGAAUUCAAUGUUACAUUAUCUUCUAGAACAUGAGGAUUAAAGUAGUUAUUAAGAAACGAUUAUCUGCAUAUGAAAAACUGGAAUGUACUGCAUAUUUUCAAUAACUUUAAUCCAUUAACAAUUAAAAAAGACGCCUAGGGCAAUGGUCCGAGAGAUUUGUUAAAAAAAUCCUGUUAUAGUCAAGUCGUUAUAACACAACAGUCGAGAUAAUUUAUCAUACAGUGUUCAAUGUAAAUGUAUUGAUGAGUUAUAACACAAGAUUUUGUUGGUCUUACUAUCAAAAAUUAAUAAUCAAGCAAAGGGAACAACAAACUAUUAUUGCGUUGUUUAUAUUUUGAAAAGAAAGUUAUUCGUUUAUA